AUGGAUACUAAUAGAGGUACCAAUUUGUUUGGGUCAAAGCUUUGUUCAAGAGGUCAUUGGAGACCUGCAGAGGAUUCUAAACUCAAGGAACUUGUUGCCCUCUACGGCCCUCAGAAUUGGAACCUUAUUGCAGAAAAAAUAGAGGGGAGAUCAGGUAAGAGUUGUAGAUUGAGAUGGUUUAACCAGUUAGACCCAAGGAUAACUAGAAAGGCAUUAAGUGAAGAAGAAGAACAAAGAUUGAUGGAUGCUCAUAGAUUAUAUGGUAACAAAUGGGCUACGAUUGCUAGACUUUUUCAUGGAAGAACUGAUAACUCAGUCAAGAAUCAUUGGCAUGUUAUCAUGGCUAGAAAAUAUAGAGAACAGUCCAGCAGUUCUUCUUCUUCUUAUAGGAGGAGGAAAUUAAGUCCAUUUUUACAUGAAAGUGGUGGUGCUUAUCUUGGAUCGCCGAUGAACAACAAUGGUUUUUGUGAAGAUCAACCACAAUCACCACCACAACCACCUCCUGACUUCUUUUCUGCUGCUGGUCAGAAGAACCAGGAUAUGGGAAAUUCUUUUAACCAUAUCAAGUGUUGGGAAGAGCAGCAGCCAAGAAAUGAUUACCGUUCCAACUUCGUGACUUGUUUUAUGCCAGUACCUACUUCUACCUAUCAUGACUUAAUGCAGCAACACUAUCAACACACUACUUACUCUCAUGCAUCAUCUAAAACAUCAACAUCUCAUGUCUCAGUCACUGAUCAUUAUCAAGCAUCAUCAUUAUCAUCAUCAGCCUCAACUCCUAUAGACAACAACAGUAGAGUACUUAUUGCAACACCCUAUUGUGACACUACAAUUGCACCACCACCUUUCAUAGACUUUCUUGGGGUAGGAGCAACAUGA
Molecule: messenger RNA, 876 nt
Organism: Papaver somniferum (opium poppy)
Lineage: Eukaryota; Viridiplantae; Streptophyta; Magnoliopsida; Ranunculales; Papaveraceae
Product: transcription factor MYB54-like
Exons: 4
Coding region: 1-876 (291 amino acids)
Biological process (GO): regulation of DNA-templated transcription
Cellular component (GO): nucleus
Molecular function (GO): RNA polymerase II cis-regulatory region sequence-specific DNA binding; DNA-binding transcription factor activity, RNA polymerase II-specific
Source: RefSeq, a predicted model, not a curated record